AUGCAGCCCCAUCCACCAGAAGAGGGUCAGACUGAGCAGCAGUACGAGCUGUCGGCAGCUGUGCCCGCCGAGAAGUCGCCAGCAUUGUCUGAUGAUCUGCCGAAUGCUGAAAUCAAUGUUUCCAUCGUGGAGCCAGUUCAUUCAGAAAAGGAUUCUCCUGACCUCCAGGGAGUCUCUGCUGCCGCCGGCAAUGGUCAGAACAGGCGUAAGACCGAUGCUUCUUUCCGUCCAGCAGAAGAUGCUCCAGCCCCUGCAAGACUCUCAAGAACGACCAGUGAGCAGUCUGGGAAUGCCUCCGACGACUCCGGAGCUGAUACCCUGAAUGAGGAUGAAGAGUGGGCGGCCCAGUUCAUGUCCCGAAUGCUGCCAGCAGCUCCAGACAUCAUCCAGGCGGUCCGCGCGCACCAUGCUGUACGACUGUUCGGCCGCGUCUUUCGGAUUGGAGCAAGCGCUUCGUGUGCAAAAGCGAGCUUUGAGACGGAGACGAUAGAUCAGUUUUGGAGUCACAGCUGGCACGGCCCGAGUUGGAACAAAGCUAUGACGGCUGUAUACCUGAAUAAUGGCAUGGUGGCAGCGCUGGUGGCGGCCCUCGUUGCGGUGUUGUUGAUGUCACUCCAUGCGUAUCAGAUCUUGCC
Symbiodinium necroappetens is the source of this 635-nucleotide messenger RNA. The record is from the annotation of a GenBank genome assembly. Lineage: Eukaryota; Dinophyceae; Suessiales; Symbiodiniaceae.